AUGGCGAUCACCAUUCAUGACUACAUGUUACCAGACGACACCCACAACCUCUACGACGUCAACUUCUUCGGAGACAUCAUCCACACCCUAUUAACUCACGAUCCCACCAUGGUCUCCCAAUGGCUGUCAGAAAUCGAGUCUCUCAACCAUUCCCAAGACCGCCGUCUGAUAAUCGGCCUCGACGUCGAGUGGCGCCCCAACUUCCAACGAAACAUUGAGAAUCCAGUCGCCACCCUCCAGCUCUGUGUCGAUCGGCGCUGUCUAAUCUACCAACUCAUUCAUUCCCCUUCUGUCCCGCCCUCCCUUGUUGACUUCCUGUCCAACCAGAACUACACCUUUGUGGGCAUUGGGAUUAAAGCUGACUUGGAGAAACUUGAAGAGGACUAUGGAUUUGGGUUCAAUGCGAAUGCCGUGGAUUUAAGAAAGCUCGCGGCGGAUACCUAUCGGAUGCAGGAAUUGAAGAAUUCGGGGCUGAAAAAUCUGGCGAGAGUUGUGCUUGGGAAAGAGGUGGACAAGCCGAGCAGAGUGACCAUGAGUAGGUGGGAUUACCGAUGGUUGAAGCCUGAUCAAGUGCAGUAUGCUUGUGUUGAUGCUUUUGUUUCUUUUGAGAUUGGCAGGGUCUUGAAUGCUGCUGGAUAA
This is a messenger RNA of Fraxinus pennsylvanica, 639 nucleotides long. The record is from the annotation of a GenBank genome assembly. NCBI's taxonomy places the organism in Eukaryota, Viridiplantae, Streptophyta, Magnoliopsida, Lamiales, Oleaceae.